AUGGAUGAUGACGAAGGAACAUCAAGCUCCGGACCAGUGUCAUCCUUGAACAGUCUAUUUUCUUUCACCAGUCCAGCAGUUAAAAAACUUCUAGGUUGGAAGCAGGGCGACGAGGAAGAAAAAUGGGCUGAGAAAGCCGUUGACUCGGGUUCCAUGAUUUUUGAUCCCCCGACAAAAUAUCCCCGACAAAUUAUACCCAAGACAAAAAUUACUCGACAAAAUAUCCUAAAUAAGCCAAAAGGCGCUAUCGAAGAUUUGGAGCACGCUCUUAGUUGUCCAGGUACAUCGAGAAAGUGUGUUACGAUCCCGCGGAGUCUUAAUCGGCGACUUCAGGUGUCGCAUCGUAAAGGCUUGCUGCACGUUAUCUAUUCCAAGCAGAAAGAAGUUUGCAUCAACCCUUACCAUUACAAACCCGUUGAGAGUCCUGUGUUACCACUGGUACUCGUGCCAAGACACUCAGAAUAUGCACCAGGGCACUCGUUGCUGCCCUUUGCCCAGAUCCUUUACUACCAAUAUCCUGUUACGUGA
This is a messenger RNA of Cotesia congregata, 528 nucleotides long. The record is from the annotation of a GenBank genome assembly. Lineage: Eukaryota; Metazoa; Arthropoda; Insecta; Hymenoptera; Braconidae.